Aspergillus oryzae RIB40 is the source of this 345-nucleotide messenger RNA. RefSeq lists its product as uncharacterized. Lineage: Eukaryota; Fungi; Ascomycota; Eurotiomycetes; Eurotiales; Aspergillaceae. Gene Ontology annotation, biological process: protein retention in Golgi apparatus; protein targeting to vacuole. The coding region runs from base 1 to 345 and encodes 114 amino acids. Gene Ontology annotation, cellular component: extrinsic component of membrane. The transcript has 2 exons. The record is from RefSeq and is a predicted model, not a curated record.
AUGAUCUGCCUCGUACAGAGUUUAUAUACCGGUUUCGCUGAUGGACUGACCGGCUUUGUUACGAAGCCGUAUCGGGAGGCAAAAACUGAUGGUGCUGCAGGAUUUGCAAAGGGUUUUGCCAAGGGCAGUGUCGAACUCUUCUCAAAGCCUGGUGCAGCGAUGUUCGGCCUCAUGGCGUACCCAGCUAUGGGUAUUUAUAAAAGUAUCAAGAAGGGGAACCUCAAUCCUACCGAAAGGAAGAUUGUGGAGGCGCAGAUUGAACUUGGUGAUUAUAUGUUACAAAGCUUCCCUGCUUCGCCUGCAGAGAUCGAGAUGGUUCUGUCCAGAUUCAAUACUCUUAGUUGA